AGGAACAAACAGUGGAAUACGCAACUCGUGAUCCUCGCGGCCACGACCGCCGACACGAACAUCUCAACAAACAAUAAUAUAACGACGAAAGCAAGAAACUGGAGCUUCGAUGAGAGUGAUGUAUAUGUUCAACUCCACAGCAGGUAGUAGUACAAUAAUAACACGACACUUGAAUGUUUCCUGACGAGUGACGACUAGGAGACAGCAGGAGAGGAGAGAGGAGGAAAAGUCAGUGAAGAAUCCUCCCCCGCAGGCCGCAGCUCAUUGCUGGCCGCAGGGCGGCUGCCAAAGCAACUCCUCGGAACCCCGAGAGCUUAGCUAGGGAUCCCAGCUCCGGGCUCCGGCAGGUGUCUUUUGCCGGAGAUGGACACGGAGAGCGGAGAAGCACCCCUCCUUCAGGUAUCAUCAUCAAACAGCCAGUACAAACCCUUCAACUGGAAGGCUCCGGCUAUUAUUCUGGCAUUUGAAUUCUUGGAGAGCAUUGCCUACUCUGGUAUCGCCCUCAAUUUGGUCGUAUAUCUUGGAAAAGUUCUCCAUGGAACUACUGCUUCAAGUGCCGCAAAUGUCGAUACAUGGAAUGGCACCACGUUUCUUACUCCGGUUCUUGGAGCCUUUCUGGCUGAUACAUACUGGGGAAAGUAUAAGACAGUUGCUAUCUCUAUAAUAUUCUAUCUUACCGGGUUGCUCAUCAUUACUGCGUCAGCGCUCAUUCCAUCAUUACGACCUGCCUCAUGUGAAGGAACUUCUUGCCCUCCCGCCACAGGGUUUCAGUAUUUUGUCUUCUUUGCUUCCCUCUACCUUGUUUCAGUUGGGACUGGAGGGGUUAAAUCAGCUUUACUCCCCUUCGGAGCUGAUCAAUAUGAUGAUUCAAACAUCGAACAGAGUAAAAAGAAGCAAGCUUUCUUUAGUUUGUUUUUUAUUGCCAUCAACCUUGGAGUCUUCAUCUCUGGCACCGUUGUUGUAUGGAUACAGCAAAAUGUUGCUUGGUCUCUUGGAUUUGGCAUCUCAUCAAUAUGCCUCAUUGUCGCCACAAUUGCCUUCUUGGUAGGAACACCAAUCUACAGGGUUCAACUUCCUACCGGGAGCCCACUGAAAAGUCUUAUAGCGGUGUUUGUUGCAUCAUUUAAGAAGAGAAAAGUAGAGGUUCCUGGUGAUACCACAAUAUUGUUUGAAGGGGAUGAUGCUGAUUUAAGCAAUCCAGGGCCAAACAAAUUAGCACAUACUGAUGGAUUCAGGUGCUUAGAUAAGGCUGCUGUAGUCUUAGGGGACCAAGAGAUAAAGGAUAGCAAUUCGGGGCGUCCAUGGCUACUAUGUACUGUAACUCAGGUGGAGGAAGUGAAGAUUCUUCUUCGAAUGCUGCCAAUAUGGGUCACCAGUGUGUUUUAUGCAGCUUCAAUGUGCCAAACGGCUACCACUUUCGUCCAACAGGGGAACGCCCUGAACACCAAGAUUGGAUCCUUCUCUGUCCCGGCUGCUUCUCUGAACUCAGCUGCAGUGGUCUUUAUGAUGAUCUGGGUUGUGUUCCAGGACAGCAUUGUGAUCCCAAUAGCCAGAAGAUACACCGGAAACGCUGCAGGUCUUACACAGCUGCAGCGGAUGGGCGUCGGCCGGUUUCUAGCAAUUCCAGCUUUGGCUGUGGCUGCACUGCUUGAAAUGUCGAGAUUGCGCAGCGUCAGGGCUGGCCACAAUUUAAGCAUAGUGUGGCAGCUCCCCCAGUUUGUGAUUCUUUCCUGCUCUGAUGUGUUCUGUGGCAUAGCCCAGCUGGAGUUCUUCUACUCGGAGGCCCCCGUGUCGAUGCGGAGCUUGUGCUCAGCAUUCUCAUUCCUUGCGAUGUCGCUUGGUUACUACUUGAACUCGAUGAUCAUCUCGGCCAUCGCUGUUCUAUCGAAGAGCAAGGGCGGGCAGGGCUGGCUUCCAGCUGACCUGAAUGACGGCCACCUUGACUAUUACUUUUGGCUGUGGACGGGGAUCAGCGCGGUGAAUUUUGUUGUGUACACAGGAUUCGCGAAGAAUUACACAAUGCGGCCGCCCUCUGCUUCUCAGGAGAUGGCCAUGCUCGAGUCCGGCGACCGAUCGUCGUCACCAUCCUCGACGCCGGCGACGACGAGGAAACGCCCGCGCCGCUUCACCUGGACAGGCCCCGCCAUUGUUCUAGGCUUCGAGCUGCUGGAGAGCAUCGCCUUCUCCGGCGUGGCGCUGAAUCUGGUGGUUUACCUGGGCACGGUGCUCCACGGCACCACCGCCUUCAACGCCGCCCAUGUCGACACCUGGAACGGCACCACCUUCAUCGUCCCCGUCAUCGGCGCCUUCCUCGCCGACAGCUGGUGGGGCAAGUACAACACCAUCCUCGCAUCCAUCGUCUUCUACCUCGCCGGCCUGGUGCUCCUGACUCUGUCCGCGGGCAUCGCGCCGUUCAAGCCGGCAUCGUGCACGGCGGCCCUGCAGGCGGGGGUCUCCUCCACGUGCCCGCCGGCGACGAAGACCCAAUUCACGGCCUUCUUCGUGGCGCUGUACCUGACGUCCAUCGGGACGGGGGGAGUGAAGUCGGCGCUGCUGCCGUUCGGGGCGGAGCAGUACGACGGGUGCGAGGGGAGCAGCCUGGAGCGGAAGCAGUCCUUCUUCACCUGGUUCUUCGGCGCCAUCAACCUGGGCAUCUUUGUGGCCGGCACGCUCGUCUCCUGGGUGCAGCAGAACGUCUCCUGGGCGCUGGGGUUCGGGGUCUCCGCGCUCUGCCUGCUCCUGGCCGCCGCGGGCUUCCUGGCCGGCACGCCCUGGUACAGCCGCGCGCCGCUCCCGGCGGGAAGCAGCCCGCUCAGGGACAUCCUCCGGGUGCUCGUCGCCUCCUUCCGGAAGAGGAACCACCGUGUUUCCGGUGAGCUGCACGAGGGGGUACUACGACUUGAGGAUGAAGAUCAGAAGCUGGAGCACACCAAAGGAUUAAGGUGGCUGGACAAGGCGGCGGUGAAGAAGAACAACGGCGGCGAAGGGGGGGAAGAAGAAGGCGCGUGGGACCUGUGCACGGUGAGCGAGGUGGAAGGGGUGAAGAUCCUGGCGAGGAUGGCGCCCAUCUGGGUGACCUGCGUGCUGUACGCGGCGGCGCUGGGCCAGAUGACCACCACAUUCAUCCAGCAAGGGAUGGCCAUGGACAACAGGCUCCGGCUUUCGUCCUCAGGAGAGGGGAAGUCGAUCAAGGUGCCCGUGGCGUCCAUGGUGUCCGUGGAGGUGGCCUUCAUGCUGCUCUGGGUGCUCCUCCACGACUUCGCCGUCAUGCCGCUCGCCCGGAGAUUCCGCCGCCGCCGCGGGAGCGGGACCGGAAACACCGUGGGCCUGACGCAGCUGCAGCGGAUGGGGGUGGGGAGGUUCCUGGUGGUGUUCGCCAUGGCGGCGGCGGCGCUGGUGGAGAGGCGCCGGCUGCGGCAAUUCUCCGGCAGCGGGGAGAAGAUGGGGAUCGCGUGGCAGGUGCCGCAGUUCGUGCUGAUCGCGGGGUCGGACGUCUUCUGCGGGAUCGCGCAGCUGGAGUUCUUCUACGGGGAAGCCCCGGCGUCUAUGCGCAGCAUCUGCUCCGCGCUCUCCUUCCUCGCGCUCUCCCUGGGGUUCUACGUCAAUUCCGCCGUCGUCAUGGCCGUGGCCAGGAUCGCGCCCGGGUGGCUCGCGCCGGACCUCGACAGGGGACACCUCGACUACUACUUCUGGCUCUGGACCGUCAUCGCCGCCGCCAAUUUGAUGCUCUACAUGCUGCUCGCGGCACGGUACAAGCCCAAGCAAGUGUCGCCAACGGCCACGCACAACUGAUUUGAUUUGACUUGCAAAAGUAGUCCCUGCGUGCCAUGGCACUUGGGUGUGCACGUCGACAUUGCUCUUGGAUAGUGUGGAGUACUUGUGUUUGUACAUGUUGAUGAUCGGGUUGAUAAUUAGCUGAGGAACGUGUGAGCCAGGUUUCAUUAACAGUUUUUUUUUUUGAGCGAAAA
Molecule: messenger RNA, 3968 nt
Organism: Brachypodium distachyon (stiff brome)
Lineage: Eukaryota; Viridiplantae; Streptophyta; Magnoliopsida; Poales; Poaceae
Product: protein NRT1/ PTR FAMILY 8.3
Exons: 8
Coding region: 364-3792 (1142 amino acids)
Biological process (GO): transmembrane transport
Cellular component (GO): membrane
Molecular function (GO): transmembrane transporter activity
Source: RefSeq, a predicted model, not a curated record